Molecule: messenger RNA, 1470 nt
Organism: Caenorhabditis sp. 36 PRJEB53466
Lineage: Eukaryota; Metazoa; Nematoda; Chromadorea; Rhabditida; Rhabditidae
Source: the annotation of a GenBank genome assembly
AUGUCCGCCCGACUCGACCACGAGGCGUUUCCCCUUCACAAAGCUGCAUUUUUCAAUGACACGCAUUCGAUCGUCCAACUGCUCCGCGCCGGAAGGAGUCUAUCCGAAAAGGACAUGCACGGUAACACGGCACUUCACAUUGCGACGAUGCUCGGGCACCGGGAAGCGAUUUCUAUUCUGCUCUCCAACAAUGCACCGGUUAGAAUAAAGAAUAUCGACGGAUGGAAUCCAUUGAUGGAGUCUGUUAGCUACGGAGACAGACAGAUUAGUGAGUUCUCAGCAUUUGCUUGCAUUUUUCCUAAUCCUCUUUUAUUUUUCAGUCACCGAAAUGUUACGAAAACUGAAGAGCCAGACGAGUGAGAAGUUGGCACGCGGGAAACCGCAUCUCAUGAAAAUGUUCAAAGACCUCGGUGACUUUUACAUGGAGUUCAAGUGGGAUUUCCAGUCGUGGAUACCUCUCCUCUCUCGCAUCCUCCCCUCCGAUGUCUGCCUCAUUUACAAGAAGGGCAACCUGCUCAGAAUGGACACGACUCUGGCCGAUUUCAGUGAACGCAACUGGGAACGCGGAGACAUAACAUUUCUGUUCAACGUGGACGCCCCUCCUGGAGAGCAACUGGUUGUGAUGGACAACAAGACAAAAGUAUUCCAGCGAGGACGAAGGGAACAGUCAGAAGCAGAAAUAGACGAGGAAGUUGAUGUACUCAUGUCGACGGACAUUGUCAAUGCGCACAUGUCGACAAAGACCGUCGGUUUCAAGCAAGCCUACUCUGGAUGGGUGUUCAAACACGCGAGAGAAGGGCAGAUGGGCGACUUCCCAGUCAAUUUCUACAGUGUCGAAGGGCUGAAACUUACGAGUAGAAAGCGAAGAGAGCAUCUGACGAAUGACGAUGUCAAGAAGAACAAGUCUAUACUGCACAGUCUGACUAGCGGGAAUGUUGUCAAUGAUGACGAGUUUACUGUGAGUUUCAAACAAUUCAGAACCAAUUAUUCUAAAUUUGUUAUUUGCAGAGUCUUCAACACCGGAAAUCUCUGCCUCCACCUGGUCGACUGCCAACCACGUGGGAAGAGUAUUCUGGAGCAGCUCCAGGGGCCCCACCUCAAAUGGGUCGCCACAAAUUGUGAAAACCAACGAGAAGCAGUUCAAGGCACUUGUGGGGAUGAGCGAGGAGUUCCCGCUCUCUAUCGAAGUGCUUGUUGAUAUUCUGGAAGUGGUGGCUCCGUUCAAGCAUCUAGACAAACUGCGACGCUUCUGCUCGGCCAGACUUCCACCUGGAUUCCCAGUUUGUGUUGGUAAGUGUUCAAUAUGCGCUGGGCUAUGAAAUCGUUGUUUUUUCAGAGAUUCCUCUCCUGGCAACGAUCGCUGCGAAAGUGACGUUCCAAAAGUUCCAAUUUACGAAUGACAUCCACGACAAGAUGUUCACAAUCCCGACGUCGUAUCGUGAAGACCCGACGCGCUUCCCUGAUCUGUAA